GCAGGACUGCAGUCCCAACCCCGAUGACUGGCAAAUUAGCAGUAUUCUCCGUCUUAAUUCAGCAAUUGUCCAUUACCUUCAUUAGGCUUAAUUGCCUAAUUCAUUGUUUGACUUUUAUUGAUCCUUGUUGAAGGCGACACCAUUAAACGGAGCCUACACAACGUUUGCUAUUUUUGUUUCCAACAGUGAUUUCUAAUUGCUCGUGACCCUUUCAUAAUACAUACAUUUUUAAGUUGUCCUACUUUUAGUGGAAAAUGUGGACUUGGUGUCUUUUCUACGCUGUCUGUUCGCGUCACAUUGCUGUCGUGGUAACUGACGUCGCGGCUGUGGGCAAAGCAGAGCUACAGAGAGUUCGGAACCUCGCGGCCCAACCGCGCUACGGAGAAUGUUGGUCUCGUGCGCUGGAGAACAUAGACGCGCGCUGCAGAGAAUUCACCGCAGACAUGCAGAGUAGGAUCGCCCUGCUUUUCACGCACUGUCACCUGGAUAGAUCCGGCAGGUCGUUUCCUGCAUGUCCCAAAGGGAGUGAUGUUAGUUCCUGUACCAGAACCAUGGACCCUGUGGCCUUCAACACAUACACUGAAUUCUUCACCCAUGCCCACAGCAUAUGCCACUAUCUGCAGAGUGAGAGCUGGCAACAGCAGGCGGAGAACACCAUCCACAGGCUAACAGCCAGUUCUGCAGUGGUGGUGGAGCAGCUGUCCUCCACGCAGCGUCUGGCCAAGGAACUGGUGGAGGCCCAGGGCAUUGCCCUGAAGUCACAGCAGCUCAUCAUACGCAAUGGAGAGGAGCUCAAGAACACUCUGCACCAUUCAACCCAAGAUCCAUCGCCAUCGGACGAGAAGAAUGCAAGGGAUCAGGCAAAUGCUGUGAGGAGCCCUUUCCGUCUCCUUUCCUCAGGUAUCAGAGCCGUGUUUGAUGACAUGAGACAUUCAGCCCAGGAGCAGCAGGUCGCGUUCUCUGAGAUCUUCAACCGUGUUGCGUUCCUGCAGAGUUUCAUCAUGUCCGAGUCUCACACCCUAAGCAGUCUCCUCUACAACUCCCUCGGGUUCCUCGCAGCUUUUUUUCUCACUGCAACAUGUAGGACUGCCCCAGCCAGGUUGUGCCUGUUUGGUCUGGUGGUGCUCAAUGUGUACCUGGAGAGGGUGAUUUGUAGAGCUGUGUUGGACUCAUCAGACCCAGGCUACCAGCAGAUGGAGCGUAUCGGACUGUUGGUGGGUCUCCUCAGGAGGGCGAUGGUCUUGGGGGGUUUUCUGAUUCUGGUCUACACUGCUGUACGGUACCGGAACGUUACCAAGGAGAGCCUAGAGAUCCUCAACCAACUCAAAGAGACUCGUCUAAGUCUCCAGCUCGCUCUGCAUCAAGCAGAAUGUCUCUCUGAGGCUGUGGACCGGAGGGGUGAGGUCAGGGGUCGAAGGUCAGAAAAAGAACACAAGAGAAGGGGGGAGAGCAGAGAAGAGGACACUACCGUGCUGCUUUACCCUGCUGCCAGUGUCCGUUCACCUCAUGUGUCUGUCCCUGAGAGACCGUACAUGUCUCCCACCUAUGAUGGCUGGCAGCAGGGCAGCAGAGAAGAGACCAGGAUCCAGGCCCAGAGCACCCAGCUGAGUCCUGGAAGACGACGGCGCAGUUCUUCUAUCUCUCGAUGCACCUCGUCCUCCCCAUUGGUCUACAGCGUCCUGGUGGGGGAUAAGCAGACCCGCUACAACCUGAGGAACCGGAGGAGCUGUGCUGUGUUGGACCAGGACUGAGACGGACCGAGGAUGGGCGAAGUGAAAGUCAACGCUAGUGCUCUUCAGAGUAGGAUGGGAAUCACAGGAUUUAUGCUUGAACCUGAAUCUGGUGUUUAUUAGCCACUGUUUCGUCUAUUUUUAUUCAAUCAAAGAUCACAAACAUUGAGUUCAGUGACAGACAAUGAAACAUCUGUGCCACUUAUUCAGAAGAUAAUGAGUUGUCAUUUAUAUUCUACCCACCUGUCUGAUUCAUAGCAAUGAAGCAGAUGAUCAUCACGUGAUGUUUCAGUAAGGGAAUAUCGUGUGAUGGACAGUGCUGCUUUUCACAAAUGUAAUCACGUAAAGACUCUUUGAAUCUUGUGUAUUUUAAGUGUGUGUGUGUG
Molecule: messenger RNA, 2116 nt
Organism: Esox lucius (northern pike)
Lineage: Eukaryota; Metazoa; Chordata; Actinopteri; Esociformes; Esocidae
Exons: 9
Coding region: 255-1751 (498 amino acids)
Source: RefSeq, a predicted model, not a curated record